Messenger RNA from Staurois parvus, 651 nucleotides. Lineage: Eukaryota; Metazoa; Chordata; Amphibia; Anura; Ranidae. The record is from the annotation of a GenBank genome assembly.
GCAUUUUUCUCUCUCUCCCAUUUAGUAGAAGUGGUUCGUUGCUUGAGUGGGGCAUUGCAAGUUGGCUGCGGGGCCUUUGCCUGCUUGGAGAACACCACCUGCGACACCGAUGGGUUGUAUGACAUCUGCAAGUCUUUUCUGUUCAACGCUGCCAAGUUUGACACUCAGGGUAAAGUGUUUGUGAAGGAAAGUCUGAAGUGUAUAGUGACUGGAAUAACAUCCAAAGUGUUCCUGGCUAUCCGCAGAUGCUCCAGCUUGCAGCGAAUGAUCUCUGAAGUCCAGGAGGACUGUUAUUCCAAAUUAGAGCUCUGCAGUGUAGCUCGAUAUAACCCAGAAGCAAUCACGGAGGUUAUACAUCUUCCACAGCAUUUUUCCAACAAGUAUUACAACAAGCUGGUAAAUAGCAUAAUGGACUGUGAUGAAGAGACUGUCAAAUCCAUAAAGGACAACCUAAUGAACCAGAUUGGCCCUAAUUUAGCUAGCCUCUUCAAAACCCUGCAAGGUGACAAAUGUUCCCAGCAACAGCCUAAAGUAGACUUUAACCGAAAGAGAAAUGUCGAUCCACAGAAACUUCGGGUAUAUCUGCGCAGUUUCCGAAAUGAAGGAACCGUGACAAGUUCCUCUAACCAGGACUCUUCUGAAGAUGAUUAA